CCAGUUGUUAUUUAUAAUACAGUGCCCGUUGCUCGUGUGUUCAUAAAUCAUGUUUUUACUAGCUUUUUUAAUUAUUAACUUUACCUUUGCCUUUCUUAUAUGGGUGUACUGUAAACUCACAUGCGGUGUGUGUAGGAGUAGUAGACAUUUGGUGGGGAAGACUGUUAUUGUGACUGGAGGGAAUGGUGGGAUCGGUUAUGAAACGGCCAAGGAUUUGGCGGCACGCGGCGCAAGGGUAAUACUUGCGUGCAGGAACGAGACCCGCGGCCUCACAGCCAAGGACCAGAUUAUUUCUGCUACUGGAAACCCUGACGUCCACUACAGACACCUCGACCUAGCAUCACUAGAAUCGGUCAGAUCUUUCGCAGACAACAUCCUCAAAACCGACAAACGUCUCGACGUACUCGUGAACAACGCAGGCUGUUAUGGAUCAAAAUUCGAGAAAUCUGAAGACGGAUUACUCCUAGAAAUGCAGAGCAACCAUUUCGGACCCUUUCUACUCACUAAUUUACUACUCCCCCUGCUAAAAUCAUCGGCACCAAGUCGCAUAGUGAAUGUUUCAUCGUACGGACACAACAUGGGUGGUGUCAUUGACUUCGAUAACUUAAACGCGGAAAAGGAAACUAAAGAAACAUAUAGCCAAUUUAAGGUGUACGGUAUUACAAAGUUGUGUAACAUAUUAAUGACAGUAGAAUUGGAAAGGCGUUUGAGAGGAACGGGUGUGACGACAAAUUCUUUACACCCUGGAGUUAUUGCCACUGGCAUAGGAGCUCACGUACGACUGAUGAGAUUGAUAGUAUUUUUGUUGACGCCAUUUUGCAAAACGGCAUGGGAAGGAGCGCAGACCACGAUCCACCUGGCCGUGGCGCCGGAGCUCUCUGAUGUAAGUGGCCGGUAUUUUAGAGAUUGUAGAGAAGUGAAGCCGAGUAAAGCUGCUCAAGAUACUGAGCUUGCGCGAAGACUUUGGGAUGAAUCGGAGAGGCUCGUUGAAUUACAAAUAACGACAUAGUCGCUAGUCGAUUAUUUUAUUCAAAUAACGGGAUCAGAUCACUACUAACAUUUUUUUAUGCAAUUGGAUUUGUGAAUUGGUUCCAUAUUAUCAUAAUGAAAGACGAUUUGUUUUAUAUAGUUACUUAUUUAUUUCACAACUUGCGAAAUUAGUAUGAAUAAUCGAGUUUUUUUUAAAUGUUGUGUGCACUGUAAAACAUUUCAUGUUCAAGGGUUAUUGUGUUCAUUAAAACAUUUUUGCUAAUUAUAUUACAAGGACAAACAGGCUAUUAAUUGUAAAAUAAUUGGUCGAUGUUAGUUAUGGUUGGUGAAAUAUAAAUUAAGCCAAUCUCUCGAAUACUUUGAACGCGUUAAAUCGGUAUAUAUUGAUGUCGUUAACAAGUAUGUAUUAAACACUAACCGCCGUAUUCAUAAAAGUAUUCAAAAGUUAUCAAGCCGAUAAAGUUCGUUUGCCCUUUUCUAUCACACGUACCUCGGAAAGGGACAACGAACUAUAUCGGCUUCAUAACCUUAGAGCACGUUUAUGAAUAAGGGGGUAAUUAUUUAUUAUUGACGUAUUUGCUAGUCUGUGGCCAAAAGUAAGCCCUUUUAUAAUAAAAAAGAGUAAGUAAAUGUAUAUAUUGAAAUAUUUAAAUGGUUUGUUUUUUAUUGACAUAUCCUAUUUUCGCCUCAGUUUUUUGUACGCAGUAAUAAUUUUUGAAGGUUAUUCUUGUUUAGUUUUUAUCUUCAAAUUUAAUAAAAAAAUAUUAAAAAUA
Molecule: messenger RNA, 1763 nt
Organism: Leguminivora glycinivorella
Lineage: Eukaryota; Metazoa; Arthropoda; Insecta; Lepidoptera; Tortricidae
Product: retinol dehydrogenase 12-like
Exons: 1
Coding region: 50-1009 (319 amino acids)
Source: RefSeq, a predicted model, not a curated record